Molecule: messenger RNA, 2135 nt
Organism: Dendroctonus ponderosae (mountain pine beetle)
Lineage: Eukaryota; Metazoa; Arthropoda; Insecta; Coleoptera; Curculionidae
Product: heat shock 70 kDa protein cognate 2
Exons: 9
Coding region: 187-2070 (627 amino acids)
Biological process (GO): protein refolding; cellular response to unfolded protein
Cellular component (GO): cytoplasm
Molecular function (GO): ATP binding; heat shock protein binding; ATP hydrolysis activity
Source: RefSeq, a predicted model, not a curated record
AAAUCGCAAGUGGGAGUCAAGACCCGACUGGCUACAAGUAACGCCGCAAUCUAUUUCUGUUACUUUAAACAUUCGCGCUGAAAAGCUGAGAAAUAUCGGUGUAUUCAGAUUUCGUUCGAUUUCUGUUAAGUGUUGGUGAGUUUUCCAGCUGAGGUUGAGGAAUUUUUGGUUUUCGAUUGCUUCGACAUGGGAAAAACUGCCGCUAUUGGAAUCGACUUGGGCACCACGUACUCCUGUGUUGGAGUGUGGCAGCAUGGAAAGGUGGAGAUAAUUGCUAACGAUCAGGGAAAUCGGACUACUCCUAGUUAUGUGGCCUUUACAGAUACGGAAAGGCUUAUUGGGGAUGCGGCCAAAAGUCAAGUGGCAAUGAAUCCCAAAAACACGGUGUUCGACGCCAAACGCUUGAUCGGGCGCAAGUUUGACGACGAAAAGAUCCAGCAGGACAUGAAGCACUGGUCCUUCACAGUGGUGAGUGAUCUGGGAAAGCCGAAGAUCCAAGUGGAGUACAAGGGCGAGGUGAAGAAGUUUGCUCCUGAAGAAAUCAGCUCAAUGGUUCUAACCAAAAUGAAGGAAAUUGCCGAAACUUUCCUAGGGGGAAAGGUGGACGACGCAGUCAUCACCGUCCCAGCUUACUUCAACGACUCGCAACGGCAAGCCACCAAAGACGCCGGAGUGAUUGCAGGUUUGAACGUGCUUCGAAUCAUCAACGAACCAACUGCAGCCGCAUUGGCCUACGGUCUGGACAAGAACCUGCAAGGCGAAAAGAACGUGCUGAUUUUCGACUUGGGAGGCGGAACCUUCGAUGUGUCCAUCCUGGCUAUUGAUGAAGGAUCACUCUUCCAGGUGAAAUCCACUGCCGGAGACACUCAUCUAGGGGGCGAGGACUUUGAUAAUCGCCUGGUUAACUUCUUCGUGGAGGAGUUUAAGAGGAAGUUCAAAAAAGACCUCAGCUCGAACACCAGAGCCUUGAGGCGGCUUAGAACUGCAUGUGAAAGGGCAAAGAGGACGUUGUCUUCUUCCACAGAAGCCAGCCUGGAGAUUGACGCUCUUCAUGACGGUGUUGAUUUCUACUCAAAAAUCACCAGGGCCCGAUUUGAGGAGCUUUGCAUGGAUUUAUUCAGAUCCACGUUGCUGCCGGUGGAGAAAUCCCUAACUGAUGCCAAGCUGGACAAAGGCGCUAUUCACGAUGUUGUUCUAGUUGGUGGCUCAACCAGAAUCCCCAAGGUGCAGAAGAUGCUCCAGGACUUCUUCUGCGGGAAAACUCUGAACCUCAGCAUCAAUCCAGACGAAGCUGUGGCUUAUGGGGCGGCAGUUCAGGCAGCCAUUCUGAGCGGCGAUACUUCCUCCAAGAUCCAGGACGUGCUAUUGGUUGAUGUGGCUCCUUUGUCACUGGGCAUUGAAACAGCCGGAGGAGUGAUGACGAAGUUGGUGGAGCGAAACUCCCGGAUUCCUUGCAAGCAGCAACAAACCUUCACGACUUAUUCGGAUAAUCAAAAUGCCGUCACUAUUCAGGUGUAUGAAGGCGAACGGACCAUGACAAAGGACAACAACUUGCUGGGUACCUUCAACCUGACUGGAAUUCCUCCAGCGCCUAGAGGAGUGCCCAAAAUUGAAGUCACCUUUGACUUGGAUGCUAAUGGAAUUUUGAACGUUUCGGCCAAAGACUCCAGCACUGGUCGGUCGGAGAAAAUCACCAUCACCAACGACAAGGGGCGUCUGUCCAAGGCGGAAAUCGACAAGAUGUUGGCUGAUGCCGAAAAGUACGCGGCUGAAGACGACAAGCAGAAGCUCAAAAUCACUGCUAGGAACCAACUGGAAGGCUACAUCUUCAGCGCCAAACAGGCUGUGGAAAACGCGUCCUCCGACAAGCUGACUGAAGACGACAAGAAGCUGGUGCAGGACAAAACAUCUGCAGCUCUUCAAUGGUUGGACAGCAACCAGUUGGCCGAGAAAGAUGAGUUCGAUGAUAAGCUCAAAGAGUUGCAACGAGACUGUCAACCGGUGAUGAUGAAGCUUCAUCAAGGAGGCGCAGCUGGACAGGGAGGCCCCAAAGUAGAAGAAGUUGACUAGGAGGCCCAUAUAUAAUUUUUUGCAGCUCUUUUGCAUUCAAUAAACACACGUAUAAGCUAUGCAAA